UUAAAAAAGAGGCUUGCAGAAAACACACCACAUUGCAAAAAAGCAAGAAAAGAAAGAGAACAAUAUUGGCAAGGAUCCAAUAAACGAAUUUCAAGAUGGCGGAUUCAACACGAUCUCGCCCACACACACAUUCGCGAUCUCGCGUCCUACCCACUGGUUCAGUUGAUGAUGAUUCUUCACACUCACGAUCUGCCAGUGGACAUCCUCCUGGAGCAUUUGAAAGCUCCAUUGAUGAACACCCCGAAACACCCUCUCGAUUCGAAGCUGGUUUGAAUACAGCUCCUGACACGGUCAGGCCGGCCCCCCGAUCUACUCAACAGCUUGAUGCUGGUUCUCAUGAAGUCUACCGUUCGGGCGAGGCAAUAUCAGACCAACAGAUGGAACAUCUCAAGAUGACAUUUGAGAUGGAGAAGGAGAAGCGAAGAGUCCUAGAACUCGAAUUACAACUGGAAAAACUCCGUCAACAGAGAUCCUCUACGGAUCGACCACAGGAUGUCAACAAUCAUCCUGCCACCACCUCAACAGCCCGUACAGCCACAUGGGAUCCUAAUCUCGGUGAAAGGUUGGAAUUCAACCUUUAUGAACCGGAUAGCCGAGUUGGCAAGGCAAUCUCCCAAUUCAAGGAAGAUGUCAAGAAUGCUGUGAGGUCAAACAGUCUAACUGGCACAUUCAACUACACUACAUGGAGCAUCUUCAUGAAAGCGAAACUGAUUGAUGCACAAGAUGCUGAAUGGGCACCAUUCUGGGACGCCAGAAACCGGUGGCUCUAUACAUUCAUCUCGAACUCAUUGAGUGCAGGUGUCAGACCAUGUUUCUCCAAAUAUGAUGAAAAUCGGAUCGCUUAUACCCUCUGGAAUGCGAUUGAACAGGAAUACUCUAUUUCAAAAACACAGUUAUGCUGUGAGGCAGUUCUGGAAUUCAUGUCACUUGGUGGUACACAGGUCACCAAUCUACACACAUUCUUUGAUAAGUUCCGGUCCGCCAUCACGAAAUUGGAGAUGAUGGAUGCUUCCCCCCCAGAUGUGUGGAUAUUUGAUACCUUCUACUCAGUCCUACCCAACAAUUGGAGGGAUUAUGUUCAAAAGAAGAUAGAGGAGAUACAGGAUUCCAAAUCCACGGCUGUGGUAUUGGAUGUUGAUCUUCUCAUGGAGGAGAUCCGCUCGCGGCUUGAUCCUCCAAAAGAUAAAAAGAAUCUACAGAAUACAGAUUCUGCGGCCAACUCCGCUACAACAGCUACAACAGCUACAACAGCUACAACGACCACUACACCUAUCAAUUCUAACAACAAUACAUCGAAUUCGGCCCGUGGUGGCCGUACUGGAUGUGGUCGUGGUAGUUCACAAGGGGGCUCCCGAAACCAUCGGGGAUCGGGCAAUCCACCUACAUGUCCUGAAUGUGAGAGAUCUCACUUUGGCAACUGUUGGUUGGUCAAUCCAGACAGUGCUCCGGAUAAUUGGAGGAUCUACAACGCUGCAAGGGUAAAGGAAUUCAAAGAAAAGAAGGAAAAGAACAAUAGUGGGGGUAGAACCCAACUAUCCAUUACAGUUUCUAGAGUACACUUCUAGAAUGUCUCUUAGUACUGUUUAAAUAUUCAGAGUAUUUGUUUUUGAAAUUUAUAUUCUUAAGUCUAUUCUGGAAUUGAACUCAUGCAUGUUGAUCACAGCAGGGCUCACACUUAACAGUCUCAUAAUCUGUAGACUACUGAGACAAAAGAGCUCAGUUAUCAUCAGCACACUGCUGGUAGAAGAGCUGAUCAAUCUGAGACUCUUAAUAUAAAAUGCCCUGUAACAUAACCUUAUAUAAUAUCACAUGCACUUUAUUAAAUGAGUAUGAACAGCUGACUCUGCAGUCUGUAUAAUAUUAAUCUUCAUUCUUUUCUUUACAGAUGUUCUCUACUAUAUUUACAUUCUUUAUACUCUUCUCUAC
Messenger RNA from Blastomyces gilchristii SLH14081, 1926 nucleotides. RefSeq lists its product as uncharacterized. Lineage: Eukaryota; Fungi; Ascomycota; Eurotiomycetes; Onygenales; Ajellomycetaceae. The transcript has 2 exons. The record is from RefSeq and is a predicted model, not a curated record. Bases 96 to 1565 code for a protein of 489 amino acids.